AUGGGACGCCUGUGUCUGCUCCUGGUUGUCACUCUCUCCCUCCUCACCUGCCAGGUUUUAUGCUCUGGAGUGUUUGAGCUGAAGCUGCAGGAGUUUCUCAACAAGAAAGGGGUAACGGGGAACGGCAACUGCUGCCCCGGAGGCUCUGCUCAUCCGCAGGGCCAGCACCAGCAGUGUGAGUGCAAGACUUUCUUUCGGGUUUGUCUGAAGCAUUACCAGGCCAACGUCUCCCCCGAGCCUCCCUGCACCUACGGCGGUGCUGUGACGCCCGUCCUCGGCUCGAACUCCUUCCAGGUACCAGAGACCAACGCGGACAGCUUCACCAACCCAAUCCACUUCCCGUUCGGCUUCACAUGGCCGGGGACGUUUUCACUGAUCAUUGAAGCUCUGCACACUGACUCCCUGGAUGACCUGACAACAGAUAACCCGGAGCGUCUGAUCAGCAGGAUCACCACUCAGCGUCACCUCACUGUGGGAGAGGAGUGGUCCAAGGACAUGCAGACAGCCGGCAGAACUGAGCUGCGGUACUCCUACCGCUUCCUGUGUGACGAGCACUACUACGGCGAUGGCUGCUCUGUCUUCUGCCGGCCCCGAGACGAUGCUUUUGGGCACUUCAGCUGUGGCGAGCGCGGGGAGAUCAUAUGCAACUCUGGCUGGAAAGGACAGUACUGCACUGAACCAAUCUGUCUUCCUGGCUGUGAUGAAGAACAUGGCUUCUGUGAUAAACCUGGAGAGUGCAAGUGUCGUGUGGGCUUCAGUGGCCGUUACUGUGAUGACUGUAUCCGUUACCCCGGCUGCCUCCAUGGUACCUGCCAACAGCCCUGGCAAUGUAACUGCCAGGAGGGAUGGGGUGGGCUCUUCUGCAACCAGGAUCUGAACUACUGUACACACCAUAAGCCCUGUCUUAAUGGAGCCACCUGUACCAACACCGGCCAGGGCAGCUACACGUGCUCCUGUCUGCCUGGAUACACAGGUGCCAGCUGUGAGCUCCAGGUUAACGAGUGUUCUGGAAACCCCUGUCGUAACGGAGGCAGCUGCUCUGAUAAUGAUAGUGGCUAUAAGUGCACCUGCCCACCUGGUUUCUAUGGCAACAACUGCGAGUUAAGUGCCAAUUCCUGUGCGGACGGGCCUUGCUUCAAUGGUGGGCGUUGUGCCGACAACCCAGAAGGUGGCUACUUCUGCCAGUGCCCGAUGGGAUACGCUGGCUUCAACUGUGAGAAGAAAAUCGACCACUGCUCCUCCAGCCCCUGCUUAAACGGUGCAGAAUGUGUGGAUCUGGUGAACUCCUACCUCUGUCAGUGUCCUGAGGGAUUUUCAGGUCCUAACUGUGAGGACAGCAGCAGCAUGUCUGGACACUGUCUGUCCUUCCCUUGUCAGAAUGGUGGGACGUGUCAGGAUGGAGUGAACGGCUACACCUGCACCUGCCCCCCAGGAUAUACUGGGGAAAACUGCAGCUCACCCAUCUCCCGCUGCCAUCACAACCCUUGCCACAAUGGAGCCACCUGCCACGAGCGUGGCGGUCGCUAUGUGUGCGCAUGCGUGCCUGACUACGGCGGUCACAACUGCCAGUUCCUCUUACCGGUGGGUCAGCCAGUGGUGGAUGGACCAGACCGCCGAUAUUCAGAAAGUGGAAAUGACGAAGAUGAUGACGACAGCGGAUUUCCCUGGACGGCCGUGUGCGCCGGAGUCUUUCUCGUUCUUGUGAUCCUGAUCGGCUGCUCAGUGCUGGUGGUCUAUGUUCGGGUCAAACUGCAGGAGCGGCACAGUCACCAGGGUGACAGUGUCCACAGCGACAGCCAUGAGACCAUGAACAACCUGACUACCACCAACAACUGUCUCCGCAGUGACAAGGAACUGGGCACUAUGAUGACAACGUCAAUUAAGAACACCAACAAGAAGGUGGACCUCGCUGGGUCACUGGGUGGUCUGAGUGGAAUCAGCGGACUCAAUGGAUCAGAGAAGAACGGCUUUAAGACUCGCUACCCCAGUGUGGAGUACAACCUGGUCCAUGAGCUCCGGCCUGAGGAGCUGUUGCUGUGUAAAGAAGGGGAGUGUGACGAGCCAGAGGUUAAAUGUGAAAUGCUGGAUGAGUCUGACUCAGAGGAAGGAUACAGGAAGAGACUUAACAGCAACGCUUCAGAAACGAAGCAAGUAGAAGAGUCACCAAGCUGCAGCGAAGCAAAGUAUCAGUCAUCCGGCGAUUUCAACUAUCAGUCAGCGAGUGAUCUUAAAUACGAGUCAACCAGUGAUGUUGAAUACCACAAUCCCAGUGACAGGUACCAGUGUACCACCGAUACCAAAUACCAGUCCGUCUACGUCAUGUCGGACCAAAAAGACGAAUGUAUCAUCGCUACAGAGGUAUGAUACAAGUCCAGACCAGACCAGAUCAGCUCGGACCAGUUUCCUCUGGUUGAUGGCGGUCCACUCACACCAGCCCUGAGUAGUAGAGCUCAGCUAGUCUGGGAGGUUUUACUCCUGCUGUUUGCUGCUGUUCCCUGGGAUUUACCAGAGGACUUUGAGCCAAGGUGUUACUGAGCCAGCACGGACAAAGUACCAACUUGUCGAGGACUUAGUACUACAGUAGUACGACCGGUGAAUACUGGACAUUUUUGACAUUCGAUGGAUGUAGGUCUGAUGCUGACUCAAUGCGAGAAGACAGUGCUGGCACCAGUACAAACCUUGUACAGAAACAGUGCUGAAUGAGUACUCAAGCAGUCAAAUGGUGGCUGCUGGAGAAGAGCUCAUUUGAUGUCUGUUGCAGCAGCGGAAGAUUUACUGCUGGUACCAGGAUGAACUCUUCUCUCCUGAUAAACUGUGGAGUAUUGACUUGGAUGUUGACUGAUGAUAUUGUAGUACCGUGGAGUACUGAUUGAAUGAACAGUGUAGUACCUUUGGAGUACUGAGAACUUUUGAAGUACUGUUGUAGUACUGUUAUGUGCUGUGGUUUUACAAUGCAGUGUAAAAGCUGUCGUGGAUAUUGGACAGUUCAUGUUCUGCACAGUGCUGCAGAGUAAAGGAUGAAUGCUAGCAACAGUAGAAGUCCCUGUACUUCAUUAGUUCUGCAGCUGCUGCUGUAGUCUAAGAAUUCAUAAAGAAAUCUCAAUCUCUAUCUUUUCAGACAAAACAAACACAAAGUUAAAACCAGCUGUGCAUCUUAAACUCUGCAGCACUGACAGAAACAGUGUUUGCUGAGCUGGUUCUCAGCAAAAAUAGAGAACUGAAGACUCCAGUAGUGACUGCAGAUUGAUCCGACAUGGAUCCUGUUGGGCCAUACUGGCCCCCUGACCCUUGAAGGUUGUGAUAGACAGGGCAAUGUUUUGGGCAGAGCAACUUAGGAAACACAACAAUCAAAAUAAGAGAAGAAAGUGAAACAAAUCAGACAAAACAUAAGGAAAUUAUAAUUAUCCAGUAACAUAUAUUUCCCUGGCAGCUCUUUACACCACAGUUUAUUGACAAAAUGACCUAAAAAAGUUGCUUUGUGCAAGAUUGUCCUGAACUCUGAUGAUGCUUGUGUUUCCAAGUAAGCUGAGCUAUAAGUGACUAGUCUUAACUGCCAAGACCUCAUUGCACUAUGGAGGUGUGUGUGUGUGUGUGUGUGUGUGUAUGUGUGUGUGCGUGUGUGUGUAUGUGUGUGUGCGUGUGUGUGUGUGUGUGUGUGUGUGUGUGUGUGUGUGUGUGUGUGUACAGAAGAGGUGAUGCCUGUGUGUGGUGUCAAAUGUAUGCACUGCCCACACCCACUCCGCUCCCUUCACUCCCAGUCUUCCACUAUUAGCCAAUUGAAUGACACCAUCACCCUGCCUGCCGUUGGUCGGGAUCAUUUGUUUUUUAUGUUAUUUGUUAU
Molecule: messenger RNA, 3841 nt
Organism: Micropterus dolomieu (smallmouth bass)
Lineage: Eukaryota; Metazoa; Chordata; Actinopteri; Centrarchiformes; Centrarchidae
Gene: dld
Product: deltaD
Exons: 12
Coding region: 1-2364 (787 amino acids)
Biological process (GO): cell communication; multicellular organism development; heterophilic cell-cell adhesion
Cellular component (GO): protein-containing complex; plasma membrane
Molecular function (GO): calcium ion binding
Source: RefSeq, a predicted model, not a curated record